AUGAGCGAGGGGGCUGCCGGCGCCGCGGCGCCCGGGGCGGCGGAGGCGGCAGCGGCGGGGGGCCCGGGCGGGGAUGGGGCCGGGGGGCCGCCGCGGGAGCUGCGGUGCAGCGACUGCAUCGUCUGGAACCGGCAGCAGACGUGGCUGUGCGUGGUGCCCCUCUUCAUCGGCUUCAUCGGCCUGGGGCUCAGCCUCAUGCUGCUCAAGUGGAUCGUGGUGGGCUCCGUCAAGGAGUACGUCCCCACCGAGCUGAUGGACGCCAAGGGCGUGGGGCAGGACCCCUUCUUCCUCUCCAAGCCCACCGCCCCCCCCCGCGGCGCGGAGACCACCGCCGCCGCCACGCCGCGGCCGCCCAGCCGCGUCAGCCCCCGCCUCACCACGAUGAGCCGGGCCCCCCCGCGGCCCCCCGGCACCCGCGGACCGGCGCGGGGCGGCCCGCGGCCCACCGCGGCGCGGCACCCCGCCGCGCCCCACACGGCGCCGCCCGCCAGCGGCCCCCCCGGCACCGCCGGCCGCGGCGCCCGGCCGCCGGCCGCCGCCCCCAGCACCCCGCCGCUGCCCGCCUGGCCCACUGCGGCACACGCUACCUCCUCCUACAAGAUCUACGUCCACGACUCGGCGCCGUCCUGGACCUUGUCUCCCUUCCAGGAGUCAACCACCACCACGCCGGAGGCCAGCACGACUCCCAAAAUCCAUACUACAACGUAUUCCACUGAGCGAUCUGAGCACUUUAAGCCAUGCAAAGACAAGGAUCUUGCGUAUUGUCUCAAUGAAGGGGAAUGCUUUGUGAUUGAAACCUUAACAGGAUCACAUAAACACUGCCGGUGCAAAGAGGGCUACCAAGGAGUCCGCUGUGACCAAUUUUUGCCGAAAACCGACUCAAUCUUGUCAGAUCCAACAGACCAUUUAGGAAUUGAAUUCAUGGAGAGCGAAGAAGUGUACCAGCGCCAGGUGCUGUCUAUUUCCUGUAUCGUCUUUGGCAUAGUCGUAGUGGGCAUGCUUUGUGCAGCGUUCUACUUCAAAACAAAGAAACAAACAAAGCAAAUUCAUGAACAGCUGAAAGAAACACAGAAUAGGAAAACCUACAGCCUAAAUGCUUCCAGCAUGAUGGCAAAGUCGGAGUGUAUGGCACAAAGCCGAGUCCAGCUGCAAAAUUAUUCAAAAACAGAUAGGCAUCCUGGGCCUAUUCUGGACAAAGUUAUGGAGUCUAGUUUUUCAGGCCCUCAGUCUUUCCCAGAGGCCUUGUCUCCUGACAGAGGAACCCAGCCCAUCAAGCAACAUAGAAGUCUCUCUUCAUGCUGCAGCCCAGGACAAAAAAGUGGGAUGCUACAUAGAAAUGCCUUUCGGAGGACUCCUCCCUUACCUCGGGGUAGGUUCAAUGGAAUUACAGGACCAGCAUAUCAACAGCUAGAAGAGUCAAGGAUCACAGACCAGGACACAAUACCUUGUCACGGGUAUUCAUCCAGUGGUUUAAAAACUCCUCAGAAUACUUCAAUAAAUAUGCAACUGCCUUCAAGAGAGACAACCCCUUAUUUUAAUAACGUGGAUCAGAAGGACUUGGUCGGCUAUUCAUCUUCAAGGGCCAACUCCGUUCCCAUCAUCCCGUCUGUGGGCUUGGACGAAGCCUGCAUGCAAAUGCAAAAUGUUUCUGAAGUAACAGGCAUCAAGUGGUGCAAAAACUCCUAUUCAGCUGAACUUGUCAAUGUGAGUUCCCCAGUCAGUAAUUGUCUUAUAGCAGAACAACACGAAGUGAAAAUAUUGCUAGAAACUGUGCAGGAGCAGAUUCGGAUUCUGACGGACGCAAGGCGGUCAGAGGACUAUGAACUGGCGAGCGUAGAAGCAGAGAGCAGCGCGAGCGAAAACACAGCCUUUCUGCCCAUGAGCCCCGUGGCCAAGUCAGAGCGAGAGGCACAAUUUGUCUUAAAAAGCGAAACGCAAAGAGACUCGGUAUUGACAAAGUGACUUUGUGUGGGGGUUGUGGGAGGGGAAACGAGAUCUGUGCAUUCGAUGCUUUGCUAAACAGGAAGGGAGGAAAUUAAAUACAAAUUAUUUAUAUGCAUUAAUUUAAGAGCAUCUACUUAGAAGAAACCAAAUAGUCAAUCGCCCUCAUAUCAUAGUGUUUUUUAAUAAAAUAUUUUUUUAAGGGAAAAAUUCCAGGAGGGAUGAAGCGUACAUCAGGUGCUUUCUAGGCAGGAUUACACAUACAGUUUCAGUUACAGAGCAUUUUACCACGGUCCUGUUCGGCUGUCCGAAGGCUUAGGCUAUGCAUCUUUUUUUCAUUAAAGGCCAAGACCGUUCUUAGAUUCAUUUCUGGUUUCAGGGCAGCACUGCAGUGAGCUGCUGGCCAGGGAUUCAGACCCUGGGGAGCAAGUCCUGUGACCCCGGCACAGACCUGGUCCCCUCUCCUCUUGGUUCCAGGUUCAUAGCAUGGAAACAGGCAUGCAGACAUCUACUUCUGAGGUAGCAGCACAGGUACCUACUGUGGAAUGACAAUAAAUCCCUAAAUUGAGCCAGCGGCUUAACUCUCCACCUUAUUUUAAUGUGUCAGUCAGCCCAAGAAAGUCAAUGGAAACAUUUAGGAGCUUUGGGUUUGGCCAAGUGUGGAGUGGGAUUGGGGUCUGUAGAGAUGCAAUGGUCAGGAGCCCGUGGCUGCUCCAUCUUCUGAGCUUUGCCUAUCAGAGCUGCCUUGGUGGAGAGUGAGGAAGAACAAGAGAAAGGGCAAAAGUGUGGAUUACAACAGGUUUGGUUUUGGGUUUUGGUUUGGGUUUUUUUUUUUUUUGAGUGGGAACAUAAACUCUGUUGUUCGUUACCAACCCCUCAACAUUUCUAAACUGUUACACUUUGAAGGCAUUUGUAAGCUCUCAAGGAGCACUUCUGAGUGUGUGUGUAUUUUUUUUUUUAACUUAUUUUUUAUUAUGAGUUAUUUGGAGAAGAGUCAGGGGGAUCCAAUAUGGUCAAAAUGCAGCCGAUAAGUGUCCACGCUGCCCUAAUUUGUUCCCGCUUUCAGUUCUCCCGUCAUUUUAAUCGUGGCUUAGGCUUGUGAACUUUAAAGCUUCAACCCUGCAGAUGGUUCAGUAUGAGCAGACCCACAAGCAUGCACAGAUCUGAUUCUAAUGAGGCUAUAUAAGAGCAGAUGGUUCCCACCAAAUCACUCCCUGCCAGGGAUCAAGGCCUUAGAGAAGAAAUGUCAUUUCCUGGUUGCCGUAUCCCAAUCACAUUAUACGCAUUUUUUGCAUUUGCUUUCUUUUGAGUCCCUCUUCCCCCCAUAAAUUGUAACACAAUAUGCCAAUAAUGCAAUGAAUUGGGUUCAGUGACAUAUACAUUACUGUUUUUAUUAGUAUUAAAAUAUCUGCUUAUUUGUGGGGAAAAAGAAAAUCAACUAUAAUAAAUAAUUGCUAAAUAGCCUUCCCUGGUUAAUGUCAGAAGAUUGAUUGAAAAAAAUUCAUAGUAUAUACAGAAUGUAUUAAAAUAUUCCUUUGCAGCAAAUUAAUUGUUAAGUUUAUUAAUGUGCCCCAGACUUUCCGGUUCACAAGUCUCAAGACUUCCCAAAAUAGCACAAUCGAUCAUGCAGUGCUGUUGUGUGUUGAGUCAGAAUAAAGCAAUAUUUUAACCUCUCUCAAGUAAAUUUGGAAAAGAAAUGCUGAAGGUGUAUGUAAUUUUUUUUGUUAAGGCAGUAAAAAAAAUUACUCUUCACAGUCUUCAUUCAGCAGGUCUUAUUUUUGGUUCUUUUGCAGUUUUGGUUUGGUUUUUUUUUAAGAUAAUGGAAUUGUCUUGUUUACAGAACUUUCUAUGGCUGUAAUCUUUGCUGUGUGUUUUCAAUAAAAAUAUAUUUGAGGGCAAACUAUGCUUUAUGCCCCAGGAUAGAGCAUGCCUCGUUCGGACUCCCUUCUUCA
Messenger RNA from Gymnogyps californianus (California condor), 3893 nucleotides. It is a transcript of the gene NRG3, whose product is annotated as neuregulin 3. The transcript has 9 exons. The record is from RefSeq and is a predicted model, not a curated record. Bases 1 to 1962 code for a protein of 653 amino acids. Gene Ontology annotation, molecular function: chemorepellent activity. NCBI's taxonomy places the organism in Eukaryota, Metazoa, Chordata, Aves, Accipitriformes, Cathartidae. Gene Ontology annotation, biological process: animal organ development; intracellular signal transduction; nervous system development.